This is a messenger RNA of Vairimorpha ceranae, 372 nucleotides long. RefSeq names its product pol polyprotein. NCBI's taxonomy places the organism in Eukaryota, Fungi, Microsporidia, Nosematidae. The record is from RefSeq and is a predicted model, not a curated record. The coding region runs from base 1 to 372 and encodes 123 amino acids. The transcript has a single exon.
AUGUGUGGUGUAUUAUAUCAAGAAGAUAGAAUAAUAGGAUAUUUUAGCAAAAAGCUUAGUCAAUCAGAAAUUAAUUACACAAUUAUGGAAAUAGAGUAUUUAAGCAUUGUUUCCUCAAUGAUACAUUUCAAAAAAGUAAUUCAAGGUUCGUAUGCUGAAAUUAAAACGGACAGUAAAAAUCGCGUAUUAGGAUCUAAAAACGAAACAUCAAGAAUUAAAAUAUGGAUGUUAAACAUGAAUAAAUUUGAUUAUAACAUAUUACAUGUUGAUGGAAAAGACAACAUUGUGGCAGAUAAUUUAUCUGGGUGCUACCUUAUAAAUAACGAGAAAGAUAACAACGGUUAUAUUAAAAUCAUCAAGCUACUUCAAUAA